This is a messenger RNA of Colossoma macropomum (tambaqui), 2885 nucleotides long. RefSeq names its product G protein-coupled receptor, class C, group 6, member A (gene gprc6a). The record is from RefSeq and is a predicted model, not a curated record. Gene Ontology annotation, cellular component: membrane. Gene Ontology annotation, molecular function: G protein-coupled receptor activity. Bases 97 to 2760 code for a protein of 887 amino acids. Gene Ontology annotation, biological process: G protein-coupled receptor signaling pathway. NCBI's taxonomy places the organism in Eukaryota, Metazoa, Chordata, Actinopteri, Characiformes, Serrasalmidae. The transcript has 8 exons.
AGCAGGUGAAUCAGGCAGGUGAAUCAGGCAGGUUAGACAGACAGGUGAAACUAUAUAGAGCACAGUGAGGGUAGAGCGCAGAUGUGAGUAGGUGCAAUGAGUUACCUGUUGAUUUUGAUCCUCCUGAGGCUCCUGCCUGUGACACAGCAGACCAGUGAUGUUCUCCCGAAAGAGACCAGACCAGCUGGAGUUUCAGCCCCUGGAAACUUUAUCAUUGGAGGACUUUUCCCCAUCCACGAAGAUGUGGAGAAGCCCACCCACCUGUCCCAGCCACAAGAUUCCACUUGCAUUAGCUUCAGCACAGCUGGUCUGAUCAAGUCACUGGCCAUGAUCCACGCUAUAGUGACAGUGAAUAACUCUCCGUUACUGGCCCGUCUGGGGGUUACCCUGGGCUACAAGAUCCAUGACACAUGUUCAGAUGUUACGACUGCUCUGAGAGCCACUGAAGACUUCACACAGGACGACUGCUCUUCCACAAUGGACCUUACCAACAUGGCUGAAUGUACCCAACGUAGCAUAGCUGUAAUCGGUGCACAUUACUCUGAAAUGUCCAUCGCAGUGGCCAGAGAGCUAAACUUGGAGCUAAUUCCACAGGUCAGUUACGCAUCCACAGCUGAUAUUCUGAGUGAUAAGAGCCGUUUCCCAGCCUUCUCUCGGACCGUCCCUAGUGACUUGCACCAGACCAGUGCUAUGGUCAAGCUUCUCCAAGAGAAUAAAUGGACAUGGGUUGGAGUGGUCACCACAGACGGAGAUUAUGGGCGGUCAGCUUUGGACAGCUUUUUGUCUCAGGCUUUUCAGGCUGGAAUCUGUGUGGCCUUCAAAGAAAUCCUCCCUGAUUCUGUGACCAACACCAAGAGACUUCAAUCUGCAGUCAGCCGGAUUAUUCAGACAUUACACACCAACACCAAGGUCAGGGUGGUGGUUUCGUUUGCCAAACCCGAGCACAUGAGUCGCCUCUUCAGAGGACUGCUGGACAAAGUCCAGAGGCUGUGGGUGGCCAGCGACAAUUGGUCAACUUCUCAAAAAGUGGUCACUCAUGAGGAACUUCAGCGCAUUGGCUGGGUCGUAGGAUUUUCCUUUGAGAGCAGAGACGUCACACCUUUUAAGGAGUUUCUGAAGAAUUUAGAGUUUGACAGUGAGUCUCAGAAGAACAACACCUUCCUCAAAGAGUUUUAUUCCACUUUUACGAACAACAGCAAGGAGCAGGUUUCCAUGAUGAUGGAAAAGCUGAUAACCAGCAUAGAUGCAGGUAAGUGUAAUGUCUUCAGCAUUCAGAUGGCUGUGAAUGCGAUUGCUCAGGCUGUGGCUAAAUUGUGCAGCAACAGAAACUGCACUAUUCCUGGGGCCAUCCAACCAUGGGAGCUGCUGCCUGAACUGAGGAACAGCACUUAUGAGAUGGAUGGUACAAUAUACAAGUUUGAUGAAAACGGAGAUGUUAAUCUGGGUUAUCAGAUCUCUCUGUGGAGCACAACUGGACAAAGCGUUCAGACGUUAAACAUAGUGUCUAUGUAUCAUCAGCAGAACUCCAGCUUGACCACCACCAACCUAAAACUAAGCGUGACAUCAAAGUGCUCAAAUAGCUGCAACCCAGGACAAUUUAAGAAAAGUGCUGAAGGUCAGCACACCUGCUGCUAUGACUGUAUUGAAUGUGCUGAGAAUCAAUACUCCAACAGCACAGACAUGGAUCAGUGCUACAGUUGUGACAGUAUUUUGGAGUGGGCAGAGCCUGGAAGUUCGGCCUGUAAGCCGAAGACUCUGGAGUUUUUUGCCUGGAAUGAUGGCUUUGCCAUGUUUCUGUUGUCUCUGGACGCUCUGGGUGUUGUUGUGGUUUUCCUAGUGUCGUUUCUCUUCCUGUGGCACCGCGACUCUCCUGUAGUGAAGGCAGCUGGUGGUCCACUUUGCCAGCUCAUCCUUUUCUCACUAGUGGGAAGCUUCAUAAGCUCUGUUUUCUUCGUAGGGAAGCCAACGGACAUCCAGUGCAAAGUGAGGCAGGUGCUUUACGGUUUGAGCUUCACUCUGUGUGUGUCCUGUAUCCUGGUGAAGUCCCUGAAGAUCCUGCUAGCUUUCCAGAUGAAGCCGCUUAGCCGACUUUACAAACCAUACAUUAUUGUCUGUUUCUGUGUUUUGGUGCAAGGUGCAAACUGUACUUGGUGGCUGAUUCUUUUCAGUCCUCACAAAACCUCCGUAAUCAACACCAGUACCAUCCUAGAAGAGUGCCGUGAAGGCUCAUAUGUAGCGUUUGGCUCAGUUUUGGGUUACAUAGCUCUGCUGGCGUUAGUCUGCUUCAUCUUUGCUUUCAAAGGCCGAAAACUUCCGCAGAAAUACAACGAGGCCAAGUUCAUCACUUUCGGCAUGCUCGUCUACCUCAUGGCCUGGGUCAUCUUCAUCCCAGUCUACGUCACGACUGCCGGAAAAUAUCUCCCUGCCGUGGAGAUGGUGGUCAUACUCAUCUCCAAUUACGCCAUCCUGUGCUGCCAUUUCUUCCCAAAGUGCUACGCCAUCAUCUUCAGGAAGAUGUACAACACCAGGGCUGAUUUCUUGAGGAAUGUGUACGAGUAUUCUACAAAGGGAGCCAGCAGUUUGGGAGACUUGAUUCUACCUGAAGCAUAUAAGAGUGCAGAAAACCUCUACACUAUAUCAAAACUGCCCCACCUUUUUCCUGGAAACACAGAGUUUAAACAGAGAUGGGAAGCUACAGCCCCUCCUGCCAUAACUCAAGAAAAGCCCAGGCUCAGUCUCAAAAGAACAUUAAGCAUUUAAAAACCUCAGAGACUUAGUCAUCAUACACUGUCCAUCAAAACUUUGAAAUACCUACCUUGUUUUUGCAUGAGAUUUACACAGUUUACCACUUGAUGUGUUUCAUCAAGACAUGUUUGGUGAUCAAA